AAGCGGCAGAAGCACAGCUCCUGAAGAGUGCGGGCUCGGACCGGGCGGGGUGGGGCAGGGUGGCCGCGUGGAGGCGGGCUUGGCCUCAGAACUCAGGUGUUUUUUAUUUAUGCGUCGGACUCUUAAUUGUUUAAUAAAGUUGUGGAAAUGAGCCACGCGGCCCCGGGCGCCUCCCCGCGAGGCUUCCUUUCUCCUCCAAGGACCCGCUUGUCGCAGCGCUGGCAGCCAUUGGACCGGAGGGCGGUGAAUGGGGCCGAGCCCGCUACCGCGCAUGCCCUGAGCGGGACCCCGCCUCCCUGUCCCGCGCGGCUCGCGGGUCGCGUUCUGGGGUUGGAUUCGCUGGUUCCCUUGGCGUCUGCUGUUGCUGCGGCCGCGGGGCGCCCUGGGAUAGCGGCGGGCUGGCCUGAUCUUGGCCCUUUCCAAGCACUCCUGAUGCCUCAUUUGCCUUUGGCCUCUUUUCGAUCACCAUUCUGGGGGCUGAGGCCCUCACAGGGCCUCCCCAGGUUCCAUCCUCUCUCUACCCACUCAAAGCCCUAUGGAUCCUCCAUCUCCCGGAGGAACCAUGAAGCCAAACAGAAGCGCCAGCGAGAGAAGCAGGCGGCGCUGGAGGCUGGGCUAGUCCGAAAGAGCAAGUCAGCUGCAGAAUCCAGUAAGGCCUGGACUCCCAAGGAGGUGGUGGUGUAUGAAAUCCCCACGCAACCUGGUGAAAAGAAAGAUGUCUCCGGGCUCCUACCUCCUGCAUACAGCCCUCGGUAUGUUGAGGCUGCCUGGUACUCUUGGUGGGUGCGAGAGGGCUUCUUCAAACCAGAGUAUCAGACCAAGCUGCCCCAGGCUACAGGGGAGACCUUUUCCAUGUGUAUCCCACCUCCCAAUGUCACCGGCUCCCUACAUAUCGGGCAUGCACUGACGGUGGCCAUACAGGAUGCCCUGGUGCGCUGGCACCGGAUGUGUGGGGAUCAGGUGCUGUGGGUCCCUGGCUCAGAUCACGCAGGAAUUGCCACACAGGCUGUGGUGGAGAAGCGACUGUGGAAGGAGCGAGGAGUGAGGAGACAUGAGCUGAGCCGGGAAGAAUUCCUUAGGGAGGUGUGGAAGUGGAAGGAGGAGAAAGGUGGAGAGAUCAGUGAGCAGCUCCAAGCUCUGGGGGCCUCCCUAGACUGGGACCGAGAGUGCUUCACUAUGGAUGCUGGCUCCUCGGUGGCUGUGACUGAAGCUUUUGUGCGACUCUACGAGGCAGGGUUGUUGUACCGGAGCCAGCAGCUUGUCAACUGGUCCUGCACUUUAAGAUCAGCCAUCUCAGAUAUUGAGGUGGAGAACCGGCCCCUGCCUGGCCGCACGGAGCUUCGACUGCCUGGCUGCCCCACCCCUGUGUCUUUUGGCCUCCUCGUUUCUGUGGCCUUCCCUGUGGAUGGAGAGCCUGACGCAGAGGUUGUGGUGGGAACCACAAGGCCAGAGACAUUACCUGGAGACGUGGCUGUGGCUGUUCAUCCUGACGACUCCCGACAUGCGCAUCUGCAUGGGCGACAGCUUCGUCACCCCUUGACCGGGCAGCUUCUCCCCCUCAUCACAGACUCUGCUGUUCAGCCACAUGUGGGCACAGGGGCAGUGAAGGUGACUCCAGCGCAUAGCCCUGCAGAUGCUGAGCUGGGGGCCCGGCACGGCUUGAGCCCCCUGAGUGUCAUCGCAGAGGAUGGGACCAUGACCUCCCUCUGUGGGGACUGGCUACAGGGUCUUCACCGAUUUGUGGCCCGGGAAAAGAUUAUGUCUGCGCUGACAGAGCGGGGCCUGUUUCGGGGCCUCCAGAACCACCCCAUGGUGCUUCCUAUUUGCAGCCGUUCUGGGGACGUGGUUGAAUACCUGCUGAAGAGCCAGUGGUUUGUCCGCUGUCAGGAGCUGGGGGCCCGAGCUGCCCAGGCUGUGGAGUCAGGGGCUCUGGAGCUCAGUCCAUCCUUCCACCAGAAGAACUGGCAGCACUGGUUUUCCCACAUCGGGGACUGGUGUGUCUCCCGGCAGCUGUGGUGGGGCCAUCGGAUUCCCGCCUACCUGGUGGUAGAGGAGCACACGAAGGGUGAUAAGGAGGACUGUUGGGUGGUCGGGCGGACAGAGGCUGAGGCCAGAAGAAUAGCUGCAGAACUGACAGGGAAACCAGGAGCAGAGCUGACCUUGCAGAGGGAUCCUGAUGUCCUGGACACAUGGUUCUCUUCGGCUCUUUUCCCCUUUGCUGCCCUGGGCUGGCCCCAAGAGACCCCAGACCUUGCUCGUUUCUACCCCCUGUCACUUUUGGAAACGGGCAGUGACCUUCUUUUGUUCUGGGUGGGCCGCAUGGUCAUGUUGGGGACCCAGCUCACAGGGCAGCUCCCCUUCAGCAAGGUGCUUCUUCAUUCCAUGGUUCGGGACAGGCAGGGCCGGAAGAUGAGCAAGUCCCUGGGGAAUGUGUUGGACCCACGAGACAUCAUCAGUGGGGUAGAGCUUCAGGUGCUGCAGGCAAAGCUGAGGGAUGGGAACUUGGACGCCACAGAACUGGUGACCGCGGCUGCGGCGCAGAGAAAGGACUUCCCUCAUGGGAUCCCUGAGUGUGGGACAGAUGCCCUGCGAUUCGCCCUGUGCUCCCACGGGGCCUUGGGGGGCGAUUUGCACCUGUCUGUCUCUGAGGUCCUGAGUUCCCGGCAUUUCUGCAACAAAAUCUGGAAUGCCCUGCGCUUUAUCCUCAAUGCCUUAGGGGAGAGAUUCAUACCCCAGCCUGCAGAGGAGCUGGUCCCCUCGUCCCCCAUGGAUGCCUGGGUCCUGAGCCGUCUUGCCCAUACUGCCCAAGAGUGUGAGCGCGGCUUCCUGGCUCGAGAGCUUUCACUCAUCACGCAUGCCCUGCACCACUUCUGGCUACACAGCCUCUGCGAUGUCUACUUGGAGGCUGUGAAGCCAGUGCUGUCGCACUCGCCCCGUCCCCCAGACCCCCCUCAGGUCCUGUUCUCCUGUGCUGACGCCGGGCUCCGCCUCCUCGCCCCACUGAUGCCCUUCCUGGCUGAGGAGCUGUGGCAGAGGCUGCCGCCCAGGCCUGGCGGCAACUCUGCCCCUAGCAUCUCUGUUGCUCCCUACCCCACUGCCCGCAGCCUGGGGCACUGGCAUCAGCCGGAGCUGGAGCAGCGCUUCUCCCGGGUCCAGGAGGCUGUGCAGGCACUGAGGGCUCUCCGAGCCACAUACCAGCUCACCAAGGCCCGGCCCCGAGUGCUGCUGCAGAGCUCAGAGCCUGGAGAGCAGGGCAUCUUUGAGGCCUUCCUGGAGCCCCUGGGCACCCUGGGCCACUGUGGGGCCGUGGGCCUCUUACCCCCAGGUGUAGCGGCGCCCUCCGGCUGGGCCCAGGCCCCGCUCAGUGACACCGCCCAGAUGUACAUGGAGCUGCAGGGCCUGGUGGACCCCCAGACCCAUCUGUCUCUGCUGGCUGCCCGAAGACACAAGUUGCAAAAGCAGCUUGAUGGCCUCAUGGCCUGGACCCCAUCAGAGGAAGAGGCAGAGACUAAGAGGCAGCAGAGGCUUUCUUCCCUCCAGUUGGAAUUGUCGAAGCUGGACAAGGCGGCCUCUCACCUCCAGCAGCUGAUGGAUGCAUGUCCCAGCGCCGGGGAGCUCUGAGCACCAGCUCACUAUCCCUGGCGGUUUUGUCCUCCCCCAGACCUGCCUUCGAGGACAAACAGAUCUGGCAACUGUCGGGGCAUGAUGGGGCCUCUGAGACCAUGUGGCUCACCUCCCUCAUUUCAUAAAUGAGGAAACAGACUGGCUUGGUCGGUGUCACUGGGUGUCCUCAAGAUACUUACGUCCCUGCCCAGCCUCCCUCCUAUGCAGUCCCACCUGGAAGUUUAGGAAUGAGAUAAACCUUUAAAAUCUCAAAC
This is a messenger RNA of Zalophus californianus (California sea lion), 3878 nucleotides long. RefSeq names its product valyl-tRNA synthetase 2, mitochondrial (gene VARS2). The coding region runs from base 148 to 3621 and encodes 1157 amino acids. Lineage: Eukaryota; Metazoa; Chordata; Mammalia; Carnivora; Otariidae. Gene Ontology annotation, molecular function: aminoacyl-tRNA deacylase activity; valine-tRNA ligase activity; ATP binding. Gene Ontology annotation, biological process: valyl-tRNA aminoacylation. Gene Ontology annotation, cellular component: cytosol. The record is from RefSeq and is a predicted model, not a curated record. The transcript has 30 exons.